AUGGGGUCGUUCAACGGCCACGUGCUGCCGGGAACACUAUUUCUGGCUGUGGGCCUGUGGCGGGUAUGGUCCGCCGUGUCGCGCUUCGCCGCGGACCCGCCGGCGUUCCACGUCCGGGCCUGGUGCCCACUCGAGCUCCCCAGGGCGCCCCGCCUCCUGGAGCUCUACGUGGUGGCCGGCGGCGCGUUCCUCGACAUGUGCCUGGAGCUCGGCGGCGGCGUCCUCGCCGGCCGCGGCGGGGGUUAG
This is a messenger RNA of Miscanthus lutarioriparius, 246 nucleotides long. Lineage: Eukaryota; Viridiplantae; Streptophyta; Magnoliopsida; Poales; Poaceae. The record is from the annotation of a GenBank genome assembly.